AUGGAUACCAUUACAAAUAAAAUGCCAACAGCGCAAGUACCUUCACACGUUCGAGAUUCUUUUAGACACUUGGUGUUAGCUGAUAAUCAGUUUGAUAGACCUGCAGAAAUUGAUCUGUUGCUUGGAGCAGAGUUAUUUCAUAACAUCUAUGAUGGCCAACGUUUGUUUUUUGGCUCUGACUUGCCAGUAGCUCUUCACAGCGUGUUCGGAUGGGUGAUCAGUGGAAAAUUGGAUCUUUCUUGUCGACCACCAACUUCAACCACCUCUCUCUUCGCUUCUACACUUGCCCUAGACAAUGUAGUCAAGCGUUUCUGGGAAGUUGAAGAACCUCCUAUAGUAAAGAUUGUUAGCCCAGAAGACGUGAAGUGUGAAAACAUGUUUUCUGAUCUUGUAAGGCGAAACUCAGAUGGUCGUUAUGUGGUGCCUAUAAUGCUUAAGGAUCCACUUGAAGAAUUGGGUGAUUCGCAUCAAAUGUCUAUGUCUCGCUUGCAUAAUUUGGAAAAGCGACUUAUUCGUCACCAACAGUUGAAAGCUGACUAUGUUCAGUUCAUGCAAGAGUAUUCUGAUUUGGGACACAUGACUUUAGUGGAUUCACCUUCAGGUGCGAAUGGAAACAUCAUAGCACAUCAUUGUGUGAUUCGCCCGGAGAGCAACAGCACAAAACUCCGUGUAGUCUUUGAUGCUAGCGCGAAGACUGGAAAUGGAAAAUCAUUUAAUGACAUUGUUUAUACUGGACCGAAACUACAGAAUAACAUUGUUGAUAUUAUCACAGCACUUCGGCUGGAUGGUAUAGUUUUUACAGCUGACAUAUCUAAGAUGUACAGAAAUAUUGAUCUGCGUCCCGAGGACAGACAAUAUCAAGAUAUAUUCUGGAGAGACUCACCGGAAGAGACUGUGAGUGAAUUUGAAUUAAACACUGUGACUUACGGUGUGAGUAGCUCACCUUAUUUGGCUAUUCGUACACUUCAUCAGUUGGCUCAAGAUCAUGGUGAGCAAUGGCCUCGUGCAGCAACUGCAUUGCUCAAAGACACCUUUAUGGAUGAUAUCGUGGUGACAGCUCCGUCGGUGGACGUUGCCUUAGAAAUAAAAGACGAGCUAAUAAAUUUACUCGAUUGUGGAAAAUUUGAGCUACGUAAAUGGAUCAGUAAUUCUCUUGAUUUUCUUUCACAUCUUCCAGCUGAUCAUCGUCAAACACCUAAAGCGUUUUGUGAUAAAGAAAAUCAAUGUACACUCAAAAUUCUGGGCAUUCAGUGGGACCCACUCAAUGACAAGUUUACUUACACUCAUUUAGAAAUGAACCCGGCUUGUACCAAGCGGAUUGUUCUCUCGAGUGUGGCAAGAAUUUAUGAUCCACUCGGAUGGCUAACGCCAGUGGUAUUAUUGGCCAAGAUGUUUAUACAAGAACUGUGGCGUCUACAACUGGACUGGGACGAACCAGUUUCUACUGAAAUGUUACAGAAAUGGCAAGAUUUCGUACGAAAACUGACAAAUUUAUCUAGUAUCAGUAUACCUCGGCAAGUAGUUCACUCAACUACAUGGUUGAAUACAGCACCACACAAAUUGAAAAUGUUCGUUGCUCACAGAGUCGUAAAAAUUACGGAUGAUCUCAGUGUUGAUAACUGGAAGCACGUAGCAACGCAUGAUAACCCUGCGGAUUUAUGCAGCCGUGGAUUUCGCUGUUCCCAGCUUGUUUCUCACCAAGUUUGGUGGCAUGGUCCUGCUUGGCUUGUGACUGAGAAAUCGUUGUGGCCCGUGCAAACGGAUAUCAGCCCUCCAGAUAUUGUACCUGAAUUGAAAUCGGCGGCUUCUCAUACUUUAACUGCGUCAAAGGAAACUAAUGUUGAUGCGAUUAGCGAGCUUGUGGAAAGAUCUUCAUCUUUUUUACAUUCUCAGCGAGUUCUAGCAUGGUGCCUUCGGUUCAUCGGCAACUUGAAAAAGAAAAGGGACGACCGUGAACAUAACACGGAUUUGACUGUCACGGAACUUGAGAACUCACUGGUUGUUCUUAUUCAUAAUGAACAGAGACGCCAUUUUUCUGAAGUUCUGGACUCUUUCGCUACCAACUCCAGUUCCAGAUGUAACAAAUCGCUGCUCAAGCUCAGUCCAUUCAUUGAUGAAGCUGGAUUACUGCGUGUGGGGGGGCGUUUGCGUAAUGCGCAGCUUCCAUUAACAGCGAUUCACCCAUUUCUGCUUCCGAAGCACUGUCAUUUGUCGAAGCUAUUUAUUGAUCACUACCACCGGGUAUACUUACACUGUGGGCCGCGUGUCCUUCAGAAUUGGAACAAAGAAAAUACUGGAUUCUUGGUAUUCGCAACAUGA
Molecule: messenger RNA, 2319 nt
Organism: Ostrinia nubilalis (European corn borer)
Lineage: Eukaryota; Metazoa; Arthropoda; Insecta; Lepidoptera; Crambidae
Exons: 1
Coding region: 1-2319 (772 amino acids)
Source: RefSeq, a predicted model, not a curated record